Hibiscus syriacus is the source of this 1528-nucleotide messenger RNA. Its product is annotated as phosphatidylglycerophosphate phosphatase PTPMT1-like. Gene Ontology annotation, molecular function: phosphatidylinositol-4,5-bisphosphate 5-phosphatase activity; protein tyrosine/serine/threonine phosphatase activity. The record is from RefSeq and is a predicted model, not a curated record. The transcript has 6 exons. Lineage: Eukaryota; Viridiplantae; Streptophyta; Magnoliopsida; Malvales; Malvaceae. Gene Ontology annotation, biological process: protein dephosphorylation. The coding region runs from base 493 to 1437 and encodes 314 amino acids.
UUGUUGGAGAAAAGGAAAGGGGGGAAAAGAGAGUAACUGACUCAGCAAGAAAAGGGCAACAAUUAAUGCUUUGUCUUUUAAAUCCUUUAAUUUCGAAUUCGUUUUCCUUGGGAUCUCUUCUUUAUUUUCUUUCCCCCCCCCCCCCCGCCUUCAGAAAAUUCCUCUCUUUUCUCUUAAUUUGCAAUAUCAUGUACAAUUCUAGGUCAAACGUGUUUUCAUCUUUUCAAAGUUUGCUUUUGCUGAAAGAUCUUAAUUUCUGUUGUCUGAUUAAAAUUUUCAUUUGUUUGAGUUGAUGUUCAUGUUAUCCUCUUUGUAGAUUCCGAUUAUGGCUAUUAAGAUUGAAGGGUACUUUUUUUUUCCUUGUUAAUUUGAGUGUUCUGUGUGUAAUUUAAGGGUAGGGUUAUUCUCUCUCUCUCUCUCUUUUAAAUGUAUGUAUGUUUAUGAAUUAAUCGAGACGAAAAAGAAAAAGAAAAGAAAAGAAAAGAAAAAGAGAUGCAUAUUGAAGAAUUGAAAGAAGGAGAGCAACAGGAUCAAGAUCAGAGUCAAUUUUGCGGAGAUAGCUUGGUUGUUUGGGAUGCAAAGAGGGUUUUGGUGGGAGCUGGAGCACGUGCUCUUUUUUAUCCAACCUUGUUAUAUAAUGUUCUCAGGAACAAGAUCCAGUCUGAAUUUAGGUGGUGGGAUCGAGUUGAUGAGUUUAUUUUGUUAGGUGCCGUGCCUUUCCCUGCCGAUGUUCCCCAGUUGAAGGAUCUUGGUGUCUCCGGAGUUGUGACCUUAAACGAACCAUAUGAGACUUUGGUUCCGACAUCGUUAUAUCAUGCUCACAACAUCAACCAUUUGGUGAUUCCUACAAGAGACUAUCUUUUUGCUCCAUCGUUUGCUGAUAUUUGCCAAGCUGUAGGUUUCAUACAUGAGAAUGCAUCUGUUGGAAAGACCACUUAUGUUCACUGCAAGGCUGGUCGAGGGCGCAGCACAACCAUUGUCCUUUGCUACCUGGUGCAACAUAGGCAUAUGACACCUGAUGCAGCUUAUGAAUAUGUUAGAUCUAUCAGACCUAGGGUACUUCUGGCUCCUGCGCAGCAGCAGGCUGUUCAAGAUUAUUAUCUUCACAAGGUGAAAAAUAAUGGAAUGCCCGUAAACUCUUGCUGUGUGGUCGUAAAGAAAACCCUAAUUGUACCAGAACAACAGGAUACGGAAGCCUUUGAUGAUAACUCUGUAGUUGUGGUAACAGAGUCGGACCUUGAUGGAUAUGACUCUAGCUUUGACACAGAUGUGUUCGAUGAAGAGAUGUCUGCCGAGGGAAGCAUUGCUGGCAGGUUGCAGUUUGCUAGUCAAGCUGCCAUGAGCAAACUUUCUUGCCUAUGGCUACGGUGCCGUGCGGAUGAGAAGUCUUCUAGGAAGCUGUUGAGCAGUCUUGGUAACGACAUUCGGGUUUAUUGAUUUGUCGGUAUCAGCUCAAGAUGUUAAUUCGAGUCUUUUUUGUGUAAACUUUUCGAGUUUUUUUUUUUACGAAGUGGAUUGUGUUUGUUUU